AUGUCCUGGUUGGCCAAAGUAUCCGAUUUUGCUGGUCGUGCCGAGGAUUUGCUCAAUCAGAUUGACCAAAGUGCUGCCGUUGCCUUAAAAAAACCAAAGAAAAAACCGACGGGACGAAGUGACUCGGCUGUGACGCUGAUUAAUAUCGAGGAAGAGAAUGCCGCGCACCCGGGAAAAGCUCAUUCGGAGAUUGUCGAAAAUUCAGCAGUUAGACAUCAUAUAAGGUAA
Molecule: messenger RNA, 228 nt
Organism: Gongylonema pulchrum
Lineage: Eukaryota; Metazoa; Nematoda; Chromadorea; Rhabditida; Gongylonematidae
Source: the annotation of a GenBank genome assembly